Molecule: messenger RNA, 1766 nt
Organism: Vombatus ursinus (common wombat)
Lineage: Eukaryota; Metazoa; Chordata; Mammalia; Diprotodontia; Vombatidae
Gene: CATSPER2
Product: cation channel sperm associated 2
Exons: 13
Coding region: 240-1766 (508 amino acids)
Biological process (GO): monoatomic ion transport; flagellated sperm motility; sperm capacitation
Cellular component (GO): membrane; CatSper complex
Molecular function (GO): calcium-activated cation channel activity
Source: RefSeq, a predicted model, not a curated record
GUUUUCCUGUCCUCUGUCUUCUUGCCUGGUACCAGUGCUAGAGUUCUGGAUUGAAAUUGUCAUCAUACAAGUGAUUCCUCAACCCUACUUGGGCAAUUGCUAUGAGAAUUCCUUCUUAUAUCUUUGGUCUUCUGUUUUAGAGCUCCACUGCUGUGAAACUGGGUACUUUGAGUGUGCCUCAGCUGCUACUGCUAGACAAUUCACUAAGUAGGGGAUCCUGCAGUAUCUGAAGGACAAAGAUGAAGUCAGCUGAAUUGCCUGAGGUUUCUGAGAACUUUGGGCCAACAGCAGUGACCAGAGCCGAUGCUGUGCGUUCAAGACUCAUUGACACUUUUUCUCUCAUCGAUCAUUUUCGGGGCUUGAGCCAAGCUGUGCCGCGGCAUAACCUUCGAGAAUUCCUUGAUCCUGCCCGCCAAAGAAAACUGAUGCUGGGAGAUCAACAUCAACUGGUCCGCUUCAGUAUCAGGCCUGGUCAUAACCGAAUCCUUUUUGCUCAGAGGCAGCAGUGUCGACUCAGGGUUCGUUGUAAUCGAUGGGCCCCCAUUUCUCUUUGGGCUGGCUGGGUCCUUAGAAAACGGAUCUUCAUAAACUUUGUCAACUGCCUCAUCUUUUUGAAUACCAUUUUCCUCAUGGUUGAAAUAGAGUUAGUGAAUACUACAAAUGUCAGAAUGUUGCCAAUAAUGAUGGCUCUAGAGGUGGGAUCUUGGUUCAUCUUGUUUAUCUUCAUACUGGAGAUUGUUCUCUUCUGGUUGUACAAUUUCUUCCUCUUCUGGAAAAGUGCCUGGAAUCUCUUUGACUUCUUUGUCACCACACUGUCUUUGCUUCCUGAGAUAGUGGUGCUAGUAGGGGUCACAGGUGAAUCAGUGUGGCUGCAGUUGUUACGUAUCUGCCGGGUGCUGAGGUCACUCAAACUCUUUGCACGGUUCCGCCAAAUUCGAGUCAUCAUCCUCGCCCUCGUCAGGGCUCUUAAGACCAUGACCUUCCUCCUGGUGCUGUUACUUAUUUUCUUCUACAUUUUCGCUCUGACUGGUGUCUACUUCUUUGAGAGUUACAGCCGUUCAGACAUCCAGGACUUGGAAUACCAGAUGUACUUCACGGAUGUGCCCAACUCCCUGGUGACAGUGUUCAUCCUCUUCACCCUGGAUCACUGGUAUGCACUGCUUCAGGAUGCCUGGAGAGUUCCUGCCCUGAGUAAAGCAUUCAGUAGUCUAUAUGUUAUCCUCUGGCUAUUGCUUGGCUCCAUCAUCUUCCGCAACAUCAUAGUAGCUAUGAUGGUUACUAAUUUCCAGGCAAUCAGGAAUGAGCUCAGUGAGGAGGCAACACAUUCAGAGAUGCAGCACAAAGCCAGCAUAUUCAAGCGCCAAAUCAUCAAAAGGAGACUUAACCAAAAAGAUGGAGAAAAAGCCAAGGUCAGAAGUUCUAGUGGCCACAUCACCCCCCAGACUUCUUAUCAUUCAGCAUCAUCGUUAACAGGUGACAUGUCUCAAUCUGAAAACUUAGUGAAGACAUCUGUCCCAAAAGACUUAUCAACUCCGCAAGAAUACCGAUUGAGCUCUGAUAGCCCAGGCCUAGUGGACUGGGAGACUCAUGUGCACCAGAAUCUCCAUGGGCUGAUGGAAAUGGACCAAGAUGAGCGGGUGGUUUGGCCCCGAGAUUCACUCUUUCGAUACUUUGAAUUGCUAGAAAAGCUUCAAUACAACAUAGAAGAACGGAAACAGCUGCAAGAAUUUGCAGUUAAGGCAUUGAUAAACUUGAAGGACAACUAA